GUUCAAAGGCAAACCCAAAUUUUAUGCACAAAAAGGCCUGGUUCCGUGAAGUUGCAGUCAACCAACCCUCAACUCCUAACUUUGCCCUGAUUCCCAAACAAUUUUUUAGGAACCCCAAAAAAAAAAAAAAAUCCAAGAAUGUGCUAGAGAAUUGAGAAAAGCGUGAAAGAAUAUAAAAGAUUCAUUUUUUUUUUUCAAUAUUCCAAGUUGAUUGAAAAGUCUUAUUCGAAAAAAAUCCGUUUCUCAAGAAUCUAACCCAACCAAUUUCCUUACAUUGUUUAGCGGUUUUACGGUAUUUUAGAGCCUUGUCUUUUUUGUUUUUUGUUUUUGGGUUUGUUUAGAACCUUAAAAAUCUACAACCAUGUCGCAGACUAACUGGGAAGCCGAUAAAAUCUAUUGAUGCACCCGGGGGUUUUUUAUUUGAGUGGUGGUCUGUAUUUUGGGAUAUUUUCAUUGCGAGGACAAAUGAGAAGCAUUCAGAAGCUGCUGCAUCUUAUAUUGAGACUGGCAGAAUCAAAUGGUCAAGGCUCGAGAGCUGCAGCAACAGCAACAUUAUCAGAAGCCUCAGCAGAUGCAGAUGCAACAGGUCUUAUUGCAGAGGCAUGCUCAGCAGCAGCAGCAGCAGCAGCAGCAGCAGCAACAGCAGCAGCAACAACAACAACAACAGCAGCAGCAGCUGCUGCUGCAGCAGCAAAGAGAAGGGACUCAGUUAUUAAAUGGUGCUGCCAAUGGGCUUGUUGGUGAACCUCUCAUGAAAGAGAACGCUGCAGGUGCAAUUUCUGCCACAAGAAAGAUGUAUGAUGAGAAUUCUAGGUUUCCACGGCAGAGGGAUUCAUUGGGUGAUGCAGCUGUGAAGCAAUUAGGUGAUAAUGUGGGCCAGCUUCUGGAUCCGAAUCAAGCCUCAAUGAUGAAAGCAGCCUCAAUGGGUGGCCAGCCUUUGGGGCAAACACCGCAUGGCACAUCUGGAAAUAUAUCAGGUACUCUUCAGCAAAUCCAAAAUCGAGGUCAACAGAUUCCAAUGCCCACUCAGGAUUCAAAGAGUGAGAUCAGUCCAAUGUUGACUCCAAGAGCUGCUGGUCCUGAUGGAUCGUUAAUUGGAGUCCAUGGAUCAAAUCAAGCUGGUGGCAAUUUGACAUUGAAAGGAUGGCCUUUAGCGGGACUGGACCAAAUUCGAUCUGGGUUUCUCCAGCAGCAGAAAUCUAUGAUUCAAUCAUCUCAGCCCUUCAAUCAGCUUCAGUUACAGCAACAACUUCUUCUUCAAGCACAGCAAAACUUGUCAUACCCAUCAAAUGAUUUGGAAUGCAGAAAAUUGCGAAUGCUUCUGAACAAUCAGAUUAUGGGUCUAGGAAGGGAUGGCCAGCUAAAUUCUCUUGGCGAUGUGGUUCCCAAAGUUGGAUCACCUAAAGUUGGUUGUCCUGCACUGCCUCGUGGAGACGCCGAUAUGUCAGUUAAGUUACAGCAGCAACAACUGCAUCACAAUAAUCUACAGUCACAACAAUUUGCACAGCAUCCACUUUCAAGUCAGCAGCCUCAGAAUUCAAGUCACCAACUCCAGCAGCAAGAUAAAAUGAUUGGUGCCUCCAGUAUGAUGCCUGAUAGUAGCAUAUCAAACACCUUUCAGGGAAAUGACCAGGCUUCAAAAAAUCAAGUUGGCCGAAAGAGGAAGCAGCCAGGGUCAUCUUCAGGUCCGGUCAAUAGCUCAGGAACUGCAAACACCACUGGACCAUCUCCGAGUUCACCUUCGUCACCAUCUACUCACACACCAGGAGAUGCUGUUUCAAUGCCCACUUUGCCACAUAAUAGUGGUUCCUCCAAGUCUUUGCGUAUGUUUGGCUCUGAUGGUUUGGGUUCCCUUACAUCAGCUCCUAAUCAGCUGGCUGAUAUAGACCGUUUCGUGGAUGAUGGGGCUCUAGAUGAUAAUGUGGAGUCAUUCUUAUCUCAUGAUGAUCCAGAGCCUACAGAUAGAGUUGGUCGUUGUGGUGAUGUCAGCAAAGGCUUUACAUUUACGGAAAUUCGGCUUAUCCCUGCUAGUACAAGUAAAGUAGAAUGUUGUCACUUCUCAGCAGACGGGAAGUUGCUUGCUACUGGUGGCCAUGAUAAAAAGGCUGUUCUGUGGUGCACAGAGUCUUUUGCAGUUAAGUCAACACUUGAAGAACAUUCUCAAUGGAUAACUGAUGUCCGCUUCAGUCCAAGUAUGUCAAGGCUUGCUACUUCUUCAGCUGACAGAACAGUUAGGAUCUGGGAUGCUGAUAAUCCUGGAUAUUCACUUCGCAAUUUUGUGGGACAUUCUACAACUGUUACAUCAGUUGACUUUCACCCUAUCAAAGAGGACCUUAUCUGCUCCUGUGAUAAUAAUAGUGAGAUUCGAUAUUGGAGUAUCAAGAAUGGUAGUUGUGCUGGAGUUUUAAAGGGCGGUGCUAACCAGGUGAGAUUUCAGCCCCAUGUUGGAAGGUUUCUUGCAGCUGCAGCAGAUAAUUAUGUUUCCAUACUUGACGUAGAGACCCAAGUUUGCAGGUUCAAAUUACAGGGCCAUAAAAAUGUCGUCCAUUCUGUGUGCUGGAACCCUACAGGUGAGUUUGUGGCAUCUGUAAGUGAUGACUUGGUGAGAGUAUGGACGGUUGGAUCUGUUGGCAAAGGGGAAUGUGUUCAUGAAUUAAACAGCACUGGCAACAAAUUUAACUCUUGUGUUUUUCAUCCUAAUUAUCCUUCCCUGUUGGUUGUUGGCUGUUACGAGAAUCUGGAGCUUUGGGACAUGGUUGAAAAUAAGACGUUGAUAUUACAUGCACAUGAGAAGCUAGUCUCUGGCUUGGCAGCGUCAAAUGCCACCGGUAUGGUAGCCUCAGCUAGUCAUGACAAGUGUGUGAAGCUCUGGAAGUGAUCGUCUCCCUCGUUUGGUCCACUUUACUGUUAAUGGUAUAGUUUCUUCACUAUAUGUAGAUGCCGAUAACAAGUUUUUCUGACAGGUCUUUUGUACUUGUUCAUGUCAACAUUUUUAUUAAGCAUGAAAAGGGGUCUUAGAAUUUGGUGCACUGCCAGUCUCGGUUAACUUCGGGAUUUCACGUCUUUUUGUCAAAGCCUAAUGUUGUUGGAUCAAAAUGAAACACAGUGAAAGAUGUCCAGCACUUGCACCAAUGCAUCGUCAAUGCAAGUCCUUUCUCAUUACUUUUAUCUCCACAUUAACUUUAGAAGAUUACGAAGCUUAUUUAUUUAUUUAUUUAUUAUUAUUUAACCUUAAUUGUUAUUGAAAAAAUUGUUCAACCUUUAAGAAG
Molecule: messenger RNA, 3269 nt
Organism: Durio zibethinus
Lineage: Eukaryota; Viridiplantae; Streptophyta; Magnoliopsida; Malvales; Malvaceae
Product: transcriptional corepressor LEUNIG-like
Cellular component (GO): nucleus
Molecular function (GO): protein binding
Source: RefSeq, a predicted model, not a curated record